This is a messenger RNA of Effrenium voratum, 357 nucleotides long. Lineage: Eukaryota; Dinophyceae; Suessiales; Symbiodiniaceae. The record is from the annotation of a GenBank genome assembly.
AUGGGGGUGCCGCGAGUCGGACUCUCGCACGACUCGCGGCACGACACUGAGGACUGGCGAGUGGCCAUCGAGGUCUUCGAGGGCAACUCCCAGGCUGGAUCCGAGUUUCUGGUGGGUAUCCUUGCACAGGUCUUGCAGGUAGGUGGCAAUCGGGAAAUUUGCUGGAAAUCCCGGGACUUCUCCCAGGAGCCCUACGAGCUGCUCGCGUUGGUGUUCUCCAUGUACAUCGCCUUUGCCACGUUGGUGAUGCUGAACCUGGUGACCGGGGUGUUUGUGGAAGGCGCCCAGCGGAUCGCCAGGGAGGAGAAGGAGCAGGAGCUCAUCAAGAGCGUGCAGAAGCUGAGCUCGGGCCGCCAA